This is a messenger RNA of Polypterus senegalus (gray bichir), 2493 nucleotides long. It is a transcript of the gene nol10, whose product is annotated as nucleolar protein 10. Gene Ontology annotation, cellular component: nucleus; 90S preribosome; small-subunit processome. Gene Ontology annotation, molecular function: protein binding. The coding region runs from base 170 to 2251 and encodes 693 amino acids. The record is from RefSeq and is a predicted model, not a curated record. The transcript is spliced from 21 exons. Gene Ontology annotation, biological process: maturation of SSU-rRNA from tricistronic rRNA transcript (SSU-rRNA, 5.8S rRNA, LSU-rRNA). NCBI's taxonomy places the organism in Eukaryota, Metazoa, Chordata, Cladistia, Polypteriformes, Polypteridae.
ACGGACCGGUAGUGUCGGGCGAAAGCAUGUGUGCUGUUUAUGUUAAGUAACACAUGUGUGUGUUAGUGAGAGAGCUGUUUUUAGAGCAACUGAUAAUUUCAUAUAUUUAUUCAUAUAUCUAUGUUUAAACACAAUUAUGAGAAUAAGGAUUGAGUAAAAAACCUUUAAAAUGCAAGUGUCAAGUGUAAACGAUGUAAAGAUUUACAAUCUCAGUUGUGGAAAAUCAUUGCCAGAGUGGCUUUCAGACAGAAAGAAAAGAGCAUUACUAAAGAAAGAUGUUGGUAUUCAAAGGAGAAUCGAACUUAUCCAAGAUUUUAGCAUGCCCACUGUCAGCACAUCCAUAAAAGUAUCAAGGGAUGGACAGUAUAUCUUGGCAGCCGGUACAUAUAAACCUCGAGUUCGUUGUUAUGAUACAUGCCAGUUAUCUUUGAAGUUUGAACGAUGUCUUGAUUCAGAAGUUGUUGCUUUUGAAAUAUUAUCAGAUGAUUACUCUAAGCUUGUCUUCUUGCACUGUGAUCGUUAUGUUGAAUUUCAUUCACAACAUGGUUUUUACUACAAGACACGUAUUCCAAAGUUUGGUAGAGAUUUUUCAUAUCACUACCCAUCAUGUGAUUUAUACUUUGUCGGUGCAAGUUCAGAAGUGUUCAGACUCAAUUUGGAACAAGGAAGAUUUUUGAAUUCUUUACAAACAGAUUCUGUGGAAAGCUGUGCUUGUGAUAUCAAUCCAGUUCAUUAUCUGUUUUCUCAUGGGACGAUAGAGGGAAAAGUGGAAUGCUGGGACCCACGAACAAGAAAUCGAGUGGGUGUACUUGAUUGUGCAUUAGACAGUGUUACGGACAACACAGAGGUGGAAGGUUUACCUUCUGUCUCUGCACUGAGGUUUAAAGAUGCAUUGCAUAUGGCUGUUGGAACAAGCACUGGGCAGAUUCUGCUUUAUGAUCUGCGUGCAAAUAGACCUCUGAUUGUCAAGGAUCAUCACUAUGGACUUCCUAUUAAAACCAUUCAGUUCCAGGAUAACUUGGAUUUAGUUUUAUCUGCAGAUUCUAAAAUUAUAAAAAUGUGGAACAAAGAAACGGGAAAAAUAUUUUCUACGAUUGAACCCGAGCAUGAUAUAAAUGAUAUCUGCUUAUAUCCUAAUUCAGGAAUGUUAUUCACUGCUAAUGAGGAUCCCAAAAUGAAUACAUUUUAUAUUCCAGCUCUUGGUCCUGCUCCACGUUGGUGCGCCUUUUUAGACAGUCUCACAGAAGAACUUGAGGAAAAUCCUGAGACUACAGUAUAUGAUGACUAUAAGUUUGUUACCAGGAAAGAUCUUGAAAAUUUAGGGCUUGUACAUCUAAUUGGAUCCCCUUUGUUGCGAGCUUAUAUGCAUGGCUUCUUCAUGGAUAUUCGAUUGUACCAUAAGGUGAAAACAUUGGUAAAUCCAUUUGCUUAUGAGGAAUACCGUAAAGAUAAAAUUCGUCAAAAGAUUGAAGAAACAAGGGCACAGAGAGUUCAAAUAAAGAAACUACCAAAGGUAAAUAAGGAGCUGGCUAUGAAACUUAUUGAUGAUGAUGAGGACCAACAGAUGAUAAGAAAAAAGAAAGGAAAGAAUCUGCCUAGUAUUCUCAAAGAUGAUCGAUUCAAAGUCAUGUUUGAAAACCCUGAUUACCAAGUGGAUGAGGCCAGUGAGGAGUUUAGAUUGUUAAAUCCAAUUGUGUCAAAGGUGAAUGAGAAGAGGAAAAAGAAACUGAGGAAAAUGGAGCAGGAAGCUGCUAUGGAAGAGGUAGAUGAUGAGGAGCCAGAAGGAAAACCAAGUGAUGCAGAAACCUCUGACAGCUCAGAUGAUGACAAAGGCUGGGUAGAGGAAGUGCGAAAGCAACGAAAGCUCUUAUAUUUAGAAGCACAGGCUAAGCGGAAAGAGCAAAAGAAGCAAGAUCGGGAAACCAAGCUUGAGCCACAGUUCUUUGAGAUAAAAACUGGAGAGGAAUUCCGCAGCUUUAAAGAUGCAAGCAGAAAGCAGAGAUUGCAAAAGACAACUCUAGAAGAUCGUCUAAAGCUGGAUGAGAAAUCAGGAAUGUUAAAUGUUUCAGAUACAACUGUUGGAAGCAAGCAGCUGACAUUCAGUUUGAAAAAGUCUGAUCAGCAACAAAAGCAACUUGAUGCAGAGCGACAGCACCAGCUGGAGAGAAAGAAACUGAGACGUGCUGCUGGCCAUUUACAAAGCAAACCUUUCAGAGGCAGAGGCAGAGGCAGAGGCAGAAGACCAUUUUAAAUCAAACCACAUAUAAACAGUUAAGAGGGGCACUGCAGCCCUCACAGAAAAUCCACAUGCUUUUGGCAGGAGAUAUGUGAAGGAAUUGUCAUUUUAAACUGCUGAAAGUUCUUCAUUUCAAGUUACUAGUAGACCUUGAAAAUAAGUAGACACAACAGCUAUGUUUGGAUCUCUUUAGUGAUCCUGGUAAUUUUCAGAGAAUAAUUGUAUUAAUAAAUAAAUACAGGUUUUUUUUAAAAAAA